AUGGCUCUCCACCACUUCGACAACUCAAAUCGCGACGACAAGGCAUAUGAAGCGUGUGGGGUCUUGGCAUCUAAGCACGCGCUAUGUUUCGAUCGCAAAUGCUCACAAGGCUUCCACGAAGUCCGCGUAGACGUUCCGCAUGGCACACUGCGAUAUGACUCUUGUACAAAUACAAGCCAUUCCUUCACAGUCUCGGGUCGGGCAUUCUGGUCCUUUACGAUGUUCGCAGUACUCGCACUUGGUUCGCUCGCUCUUACAUCACUUACUUUGGGUGCCGUCGUCCCGGCUGGAAUUCGGCCUAUUAACCCAGAUGCGCGCCUGAUCAAGGCAAAAUGGGUCUCCCAAGGCGCUCUUACUCUUUUGCGUGAAGGACAUGUAGACCUGACCAAGGGCACAGACGCUUUGCGUGCUGCUCACCCCGAGCUCGUUGGUUUGUCGGAUGCUGUUAUCAACCGACUUGGAAAUCACACUCACCGCGGCGCGGGUUUCAUCGACAUUACUGGCAUGGAGUAUGUUCGACAUGAUGAAUCUGGCCUCCAGGCCCGUGCUACCUAUCCCACUCCGACGCCGUCCAAGUACCCGUCUUUGACGACCAUGUUCAACUCCAUUAGCGCCUCAGGACUCAGGAGCACUGUUUCGACUUUGUCUAGUUAUACCACUCGUUACUACAGGAGUAGCAACGCGGCUGCUGCUUCGACUUGGAUCCAGACCCAGUUUACCAGUGCUGCUGGGUCUGCCAACGUCAAAACGAUUGCCAAUUCGUUCAGUCAACCAAAUGUUGUCGCGACCAUCCCUCGCAAGUCGGGAUCUACCGCAAACGACAUCAUCAUUCUCGGUGCUCAUCUUGACUCGACGGUUGGAUCGAGCACUACUGCCCGUGCUCCAGGCGCAGAUGAUGAUGCUUCUGGAAUUUCGAUUAUUCUUCAGGCUCUUCAAAUCCUCAAGGCCAACGGCUGGUCGGGUUCCCGCGCUGUCGAGUUCCACGCCUAUGGUGGCGAAGAAGGUGGUCUACUCGGUAGCUCUACUGUCGCCAAGCAGUACAAGUCUGCGGGAAAAUCGGUUUAUGCGAUGUUGAACUUUGAUAUGGUUGCCUACCAGCCAACCUCAAAGCCUGUGCUCACAGUUCUCACUGAUACGGACUCGAGUUUGCAGUCGUUUAGCCAAAAACUGAUUUCCUCUUAUGUUCCUGAAGCGACCUUGUACACAAACAAGUGUGGGUAUGCUUGCUCAGAUCACUUUUCAUGGUACAACCAGGGCUACCCUUCGGUGUCGAUUGAUGAGUCGGGUCCUUCCGACACCUAUCUUAACCCCUACUAUCAUACCGCGUCCGACACGAUCGACAGGCUUGAUUUUGACAAGGCCAGCAAAUUUGUCAAGUUGGCUCUCGCCUGGAUUGUUGAACUUGCAGAGUAG
This is a messenger RNA of Rhizoctonia solani, 1413 nucleotides long. RefSeq names its product Peptidase family M28 protein. The record is from RefSeq and is a predicted model, not a curated record. Gene Ontology annotation, molecular function: metalloexopeptidase activity. The transcript has 8 exons. Lineage: Eukaryota; Fungi; Basidiomycota; Agaricomycetes; Cantharellales; Ceratobasidiaceae. Gene Ontology annotation, biological process: proteolysis. Bases 1 to 1413 code for a protein of 470 amino acids.